UCCUCAAACUCAAACUCAACACACACACUCUCACACACACACAUACACACACAUACAUCUCUCUGUUCUCAACAACAAAGUCCAUUAAAAUAGCUUCAAGUAUUACCAAUGGCUUCUUCUUCUAUUCAAACUCCUACUUGGAGUAACCCCGGUAACAAACUUUUACCCUCUUCAGUAUCGCGUUCGUUUUGUAAAAAAACGAACGCGAAACUGGCCAAGAAUUCGGUCGUUUGCGCCCUCCAAACGCCUUCGAUUCUUCAAAUCCCUAAACAAACCCCUCUUAAAACCGCGAAAACCGUUAAAACCGGACCUGCCCAACCAAACUGGAACGUGUUACAAAAAUUCGCAUCAAUGGCAUUGGACGCCAUCAAAGACGGGUUGACGAAGACAGACAAUUUACACCCUUUACCGAAAACAGUGGACCCGAAGGUCCAAAUCGCCGGGAACUUCUCUCCGGUACCGGAACAACCGGUGCGCCACCGGUUACCGGUGACCGGAGAAAUCCCGGAGCAUAUCCAAGGAGUUUAUUUACGAAAUGGAGCUAACCCGUUAUUCGAACCGACAUCCGGUCACCAUUUGUUCGACGGUGACGGGAUGAUUUACGCGGUUAAGUUCGAUAACGGGUCGGCUAGUUACGCCUGCCGGUUUACCGAAACUCAAAGGCUUGUUCAAGAACGCGCUAUCGGGAAACCGGUUUUCCCGAAAGCGAUCGGGGAGCUUCACGGGCAUUCCGGGAUCGCUAAGCUUUUGUUGUUUUACGCCCGCGGGAUGUGCGGGUUGAUCGACCACACGAAAGGGAUCGGUGUGGCGAACGCGGGUUUGGUCUAUUUUAACAACCGGUUAUUAGCAAUGUCCGAAGACGAUUUACCGUAUCAUGUGCGGGUCACGCCUUCGGGCGACUUGAAAACCGCGGGUCGGUUUGAUUUUGGUGGGCAAUUGGAGUCUACAAUGAUCGCUCACCCGAAAAUCGACCCGGUUUCGGGCGAGCUUUUCGCGUUGAGCUACGAUGUGAUCAACAAGCCGUAUUUGAAGUACUUUCGGUUUUCGCCGGAUGGGAAGAAGUCGAAAGACGUAGCUAUCGAUUUGGGGAUGCCGACUAUGGUUCAUGAUUUUGCGAUCACGGAGAAUUUCGUGGUGGUGCCGGACCAUCAGGUGGUGUUUAAGAUGUCGGAGAUGAUCACCGGUGGGUCGCCGGUGGUUUAUGAUAAAGAAAAGGUGUCACGGUUUGGGGUUUUGGACAAAUAUGCGGAAAACGGGUCGGGUAUUAAAUGGGUUGAGGUUCCGGAUUGUUUUUGUUUUCAUCUUUGGAAUGCUUGGGAAGAACCCGAAUCCGAUGAAGUGGUUGUGAUCGGGUCGUGUAUGACUCCGGCUGACUCAAUUUUUAACGAGUCUAAUGAGGAGUUAAAAAGUGUUUUAUCAGAAAUCCGGCUUAAUUUAAAAACCGGAAAGUCAACACGCCGGCAAAUUAUCUCGCCGGAAUAUGACGUCAACUUAGAAGCCGGGAUGGUCAACAAGAACCUUCUUGGUCGGAAAUCGCAGUUCGCGUACCUUGCGAUCGCGGAGCCGUGGCCGAAGGUGUCUGGUUUCGCCAAGGUCGAUUUGACGACUGGCGAGACCAAGAAAUUUAUUUACGGAGACCAGAAGUACGGGGGAGAGCCACUCUUUCUCCCCAGUGACGCCAGUUCUGGCGCGGAGGACGAAGGUCAUAUUCUGGCCUUUGUCCAUGAUGAAAAAACAUGGAAGUCAGAGCUUCAGAUUGUUAACGCAAUGACGAUGGAACUAGAGGCGACGGUGCAUCUUCCGUCCCGGGUUCCAUACGGGUUUCAUGGGACAUUUAUAAGUGCCAAAGAUUUGGAAACUCAAGCAUGAAAAUUAGGUGUUACCGGCGAGAUUUCACCGGAGGGAUGGCGGCAGUACGUCCCCGGAGAGUCUCCUAAAACCUUAUGGGUUGUUUUUAGUUUUCUUAAUUCUUUUGGGUUUUUUUAUAAUUACAUACUUUUUAGGGGACCAGACCAGCUUGUAGCUUUUGUGUGUGUAGGUUAGAAAAUGAAGCUCAGCUGGUUGGUAGUUAUUACGGUUGGAGUACAAUCGAGUAAGCCAUGAGUGCAAAUGAUUAAUGCAUUCCAUCUAUGUUCUAUUGUAAAUUUUGGUAUAUAAUAUGUAAAAUUCCAUCUCAUAUGUCAUUUAUCUUUCUUUUUUUCG
This is a messenger RNA of Helianthus annuus (common sunflower), 2202 nucleotides long. Its product is annotated as 9-cis-epoxycarotenoid dioxygenase NCED1, chloroplastic. The record is from RefSeq and is a predicted model, not a curated record. Gene Ontology annotation, biological process: carotene catabolic process. Lineage: Eukaryota; Viridiplantae; Streptophyta; Magnoliopsida; Asterales; Asteraceae. Gene Ontology annotation, molecular function: carotenoid dioxygenase activity. Gene Ontology annotation, cellular component: chloroplast stroma. The transcript has a single exon. The coding region runs from base 109 to 1869 and encodes 586 amino acids.